AGCUUUAAUAGCCUGGGCUUCUGGGCGACGCUGUUCUGGCUGGCUACGAUAGUGGGGCUCGCGCACGCUUGCGGCUGUGCCUGACCGGCUCUCCAUCAAUCGGACGCUUGACCUAGACAGCCCGUCUGCAGCCGCGCGGCCCGAGUUGCGCAUGAGCGACAGCACCCUAUCAGUGACGCCACCCUCGGACCCUGCCAGAGUCAGAGUCGUAGCGGGAUGAUGGAUAUCGAUGAGGGCAGGGCUGACCGGGGCAGGCGCAGGAGUCCUGGCCCGGGACACGGCGGCCGGUCGGCCACCAGCCCCGGCGCACACGGCACGGUCGCCUGCACCCGCGGCAACAUGCGCUACCUGUUCUGCACUGUCGACGAACUGGUGAAGCUGGUGGAGGUGCAGCGCCUGCUCAAUGCUCACAACCAGGACAAGGGCGAGGCCAUGAGCGUGGUGAAGAAUGUGCUGGUCAGGUUCAACUGCCGCGGCUACCACCUGGGCAGCGUGGUGCGGUACAUGGUGGAGGAGGGUCAGGACCAGGUGCUGGUGCAGUCGGGGCAUACCGGCAACGACGCGCCGCCCUUCCUGCGCAUCCCAGUCUUCUCCGUCUCCAGCCACAACCCGCUGGUGGAGCCCGAGUGGCAGCAGCACGGCCAGGGCGAGCUGGCGGCGCUGCGGGAGUACCAGCGCCUGCACAACCGCAGCCUGCCGCCCGAGCAGGCGGCCGAGGCUGCGUGGCGGCGCCAGGCAUCCAUCGACUGGUUCCAGCGGUACCGCGAGGAGCACGACAUGGCGCCCUACCUGCCCCGCCUCCUCACUGAGCUGCAGGACCAUUCAGAGGUGCAGCGCAUAGCUCGCAGGUUCCAGGUGGACCAAGGGCCGCGCCGCGAGUCGCCUCCCCCUCAGCGCCAGCUCCGCGACUCCCCGCCACCCCAGCGGCAGCGCCGCGAGUCGCCGCCGCCCCCGCGGCGUCAGCGGCGGGACGAGGUGUCGCCACGCCAGCAGCAGCGGGGCCAGAGGCCAGUAGUGUCGCCGCGCAAGCAGGAGCGCCAGCGGCAGCAGGACGAGCGAGGCGCGCAAGGCGCGGCAUCUCCGCGGCCUGCUGGCGGCAGCGGCAAGCUGCCUGGCCCACGCUUCGAUGCUGCUGCCGUGCCAGGCUCGCCAGCUGUUGCAUCGGGUGCAGCAGCUGGCAGCCGUCAGGUGCCUCCCCAGCAGCAUGGCGAGCAUAUGCUUGCCCCAUCCUUCAUCUCCCUUUCUGCUGACCCUAUUCCUCAAGUGGUGCCGGCAGAUGCCAUGGUGCCGCAGGAUGGCCAGCAGGCAGCAGUAGCCAUGCCAGGCCAGCAACGGCAGCAGCAGCAGCAGCAGCAGGGCCGGCGCUCGGCAGCUGCAGAGCUGCGUGACACACGGGAGACUGCCAGGGUCGCACCGCGCGAGAGCACCGACCGUCCCUCCAGCAGGCAGCGGGCUGCGGCCAUCAAUGCGUCAGCGCGCAUGCAGUCAGAGCCAGAGGCAGCAAACCGCCACUUGGCGGCGCCUGGCGGCGGGGCCGGCGACCAGCCGGCUGCAACAGCGGGGGCCAAGCGCAAGCGUGCGCCCAUUCAGUGGCAGCCCCAGGAGGCGCAGCCUGGCGACGCGCCGCUGCAGCCUCCAGAGGUGCUUGCCGCCACUGCGGCCGCAGCAGCUGCAGCGGGGCCCAAGAGCAAGCACCAGAAGGUGGCUGCCGGGGAUGCCAAGGCGGAUGCCAAGGCCUCUAAGCAGGCCGCAGCCAAGCAGCCGCCAUCUGAGCCUCCCCAGAACAUCACCAUCACUGUGCGCAACAAGGCGCCGCCCGCCAGCAGGCCGCGCAAGGCGUCCCCACUGGAGGGCCGCGAAGAUGCGGAGCGGGGCCGCCGGGCCGCCCACGCGGCAGCCAGCCGUGAGGCGCCGGCAGCCGCCCGGCGGCCUGUGCGCCGCCCCACUCCUGCGCCCGAUGGCGCCGCCCUGCCCCCGGGCUUUGGCGGCCCCUCCAGGACCAGCAGCGGCACGCUGAGGGAAGCCGAGUACGGCGGCGACGACGGCGGCGGCGGCGGCAACGGCGGCGGCAGCUUCACAGUGCGCAUGCACCUGCCCGCCUCGGGCUCCCAUGCCACCUAUGCCGACCGGCUGCUGCUGGGGCCGGGCGGCGGCGGCGGUUCUGCGCCUGCAGCAGAAGACGCGUCGGCAGGCCCCCUGGAGGGCGGCCCCUCCACCCUGGCCGACCGCUUUGGUGAACUCACCGCGGCGCAGCAGCGCCUGCUGGCGGACGACGGCGGCGACGGGCUGGAGCGUGCGGCGGCGGCGGCCCCCGGGCAUCAUGUCUUCACCUUUACGGCGGGACCCGGCGCCCCGGCACCCCACGCGCCCGACCAGCAGCUGCUGCCGGUGUUCCCGCCGGCGGUGAUGGCGGCCGUGGCGGAGGGGGCCCACAGGUACGAGGGCGGCGCUGCGGUGGCGUCGCAUGCGGCGCUGCUGGCCUACGCCCAGCAGCUGGAGCAGGUGCGGAAGCUGGAGGCCCUGCAGCAGCAGCAGCUGCACCAGCAGCUGCACCAGCAGGACCAGCCGCAGGACCAGCAGCAGGACCAGCAGCAGCACCUGCUGUUCUCGCCGACCGCUGCAGCGCUGCAGCUGGUGGCAGGGUACGGCGGCGACGGCAUGGGGGGCCAGGCAGCGGGUGUGGCCCUGCUGGCGGAGGGCGAGUCGCCGCCGCCGCAGGGCCACCGGGUGAGCAGGGCAGAGGGCAGGGGCAGCGGCGGGGCGGGCAGCGGGCGGGUGGUGCAGCUGGAGGGCGGCGGCGGCGGCGGCGGCAGGGCAGCCAAGGGCAGCGGCAAGGGGGGCAAGAAGGGCGGCGGCGGCGGCGGCGGCGGCGGCGCGCCCACCCGCGCCUUCUGGGAGCCUCUGUGGUGCUGGGAGGACGAGGCGGUGGAGCUGCUGCUGCGCCAGCAGGACAAGGGGAUUGGUGUGGAGGAGCUGCAGGGCGCACACCCGCUGCCAGAGCCCUGGGACCAGUCGCCAGGCGCCUUCUACGCGUAUGUCGCGCGCCGCAAGCAGCUGUUUGCGGUCAAGUCGGGUCGGGCAGAGGCCGACCUCCCCCGCUUUGUGGGCAAGUUCAUGGGAGAGGUGGUGGCGGUGGCGCAGGCGGGGCAGGCGCUCCUGCUGGAGCUGCGACCCUUCCCUGUGGAGGGCGGCGGCAGGGAGCGGCGCAAGGCGCCGACGUUCAGGGGCCACUGCAAGGCCUUCUUCAGGCACAAGGGCGGCUGCAAGUACGGCGACGCCUGCUACCACUCCCACGCCGGCGAGCGGCAGUGGGGGGACUAG
Chlorella variabilis is the source of this 3321-nucleotide messenger RNA. RefSeq lists its product as hypothetical. Gene Ontology annotation, molecular function: metal ion binding. Bases 217 to 3321 code for a protein of 1034 amino acids. Lineage: Eukaryota; Viridiplantae; Chlorophyta; Trebouxiophyceae; Chlorellales; Chlorellaceae. The transcript is spliced from 6 exons. The record is from RefSeq and is a predicted model, not a curated record.